Molecule: messenger RNA, 897 nt
Organism: Setaria italica (foxtail millet)
Lineage: Eukaryota; Viridiplantae; Streptophyta; Magnoliopsida; Poales; Poaceae
Exons: 3
Coding region: 54-776 (240 amino acids)
Source: RefSeq, a predicted model, not a curated record
AAGCUUCUCCAGCGGCGAGUACCGAGGGUACUGUUGCUGUAGACGUGCCGGGCAUGAAGUCGUCUGAGGAGGAGACUGCGCAAUCCUCUGGGCCUGAUCAGGAAGCAACCAGAGAUUUGUCUAGGGCAGAGGCCUCGUUCAUCCAGGAGUUAGUCUUGGUGCCUGGCGGGAAAUCAAGUCUGACGCCUGAGGUUCCAGGGGUGUCAAAGAAGAUUGAGACUUUCGAAAGCCCCCCGGAAGAGCUACCGGCAAUCUCGGACUUCAUGGACUUGAAUCAACUGUUGGUUGCUUAUACCCAGGGCUUGCAUGAGAAGUCCUGCCGAAAUCUCCAGGUUAUGCAGGAGCGGAGUGAAGCUGCGCGCCGUGUAGCGCUGUUGGAGAAAGAAAUCCUCGAGGAGCGUCGUCGCACUACCGAGUUCUUGGCAAAGUAUGACAGUGCAGUUGCGUCAUUCCAGGUCGAACAACGAGAGGCUGAGUUCGAGAAAAAUCGUGUGGUGGCGCGCAACAAGUCAUUGAAUCAGAAGCUUGAAGAGCUCAAGGGUCAGGAGGUCAUACUGAGGAAUCAAGUAACUGACUGGAGGAAUGCCCAUAGUCGUCUUGCAGAAGAAAACGACCAGCUCAAGGCCCGCUUGGAGAAGGUAGAGAAGGACCUUGAGAGGGAGUCCAAGAUGCGGCGGGAUGACGAAGUUAGUCUUGUUGGAGCCAUGACCAGCAUCAAGGACCAACAGGAGCGCCUUCAGGAGUUGACAGAAGCUCAAGUCCUUUCAAGUCUCUAGUCUCAACCACUCUCGCAUUGCUAUAGACUCUACGGUACAUGCUACGCUAUAGACUAUGUAUGGAUGAGGCAACACAUACCCUUAACAUUAGAACUUGAUGCUUGCACGUUGCACGUGGUAA